Salvia hispanica is the source of this 3387-nucleotide messenger RNA. Lineage: Eukaryota; Viridiplantae; Streptophyta; Magnoliopsida; Lamiales; Lamiaceae. The record is from RefSeq and is a predicted model, not a curated record.
UAUAUUUGUCUGUCUCUCUUUGUUAAUGCAGCUGAUUUUAUUGUAAAAAUGGAAUCUAUAGCUAUAAAGAAUUGAAAUGAAGUUUGUUCCUCUUUUUCUUUUCAACAUCUGUUCCACUCACUUUGUAGUUUGAUGCUUGUGUGCUUGCUUUGUUCAGAUAAAGAGGUGUGUUUACAUAUGGCAACUUCAAAUGAGAAGUGGAUUGACAAUGUCCAGUUUUCUUCCUUGUUCUCCCCACCUCCAAAUGAUGCACAGCAACACCAUGCUCAAGUUAGUAGCUAUGUGGAGAUGUUCAUCUCAGAACAAUUCCAUCAUGAUUUAGAGGAGGCGAUUCGAGGCCGGUAUCCAUGUAAUGAGAAAACACUGUUUGAUGAUGUUUUAGCAGCAUUGGUUGUUCACCACCCAGACCAAGGCUCUGGUGUCGUUGUCCCCAUCAUAUCGUGCAUCAUCGAUGGCUUGCUCGAAUACCACAGCACCAAUCCUCCCUUCCCUUCUUUCAUCUCCCUGGUUCGCCCUGACAGCAAUGUGGAUUCCGAGGAGUUGGUCCUUGCAUACGGGGAGAUACUACGAAUCUUGACUCAUUACAACCGGCCAGUUUACAGGAGACACACCAAGGGAUCAUCUUCAUCUAAUGAAGCCAGUUCUAGUUCGUGGUCGAGGCCAUUGUCACCUUGGAUCACUGACAUGUUGCUCCAAGCACCUCUUGGCAUCCGGACUCAUUUCUUCCGCUGGUGUGGAGGCGUGGCCGGGACAUACGCACCUACACAGCUCAAACAGGCUUCAACUGGGAAGCAUCAUGUGCUCAUGACAUCCACUCCGAUAUGGGCAGUGGCUAACGGCACUGCAGUUAUACUCAGUGUAUGCGACGAAGAAGUUGCUCGUUACCAGACUGCUACGCUGACAGAAGCUGCUGUGCAAGCAGUCUUGCUUCCACCCGAAACAGCCCCUAAGGACGAGCAUCCCAUAGCCGACCUACCAGCUCUCGAGCCCUACGCACGCCUCUUUCAUCGAUACUACACGAGUUCAAGCCCGAGCGUGACCCAGAGGCUACUUCUGAGGCUGCUUGAAGCUCCACCAUCAUGGGCUCCUUAUGCGCUCGAAGCAGCUGUGCAACUAGUGGAACUCCUUAGAGCAGCAGACCACCAAGCCUCAGACAACAAGCUUCCGAGGAAUUGGAUGUGCCUGUAUUUCCUUCAUGCAAUCGGAAUUGCAAUGUCCAUGGAAGGUCAAAUUGCUGCGGACGCUGCUGCUGCUUUACUGUUUCGGAUACUUUCCCAACCUUCUUUACUCUUUCCUCUGCAAAGCCAAGCUGGUGAUGCUCAUCAUCUAACAUUACCAGAACCAGACAAGCCAAGAGAGUUACCUACAGCAGAAGAGAUUGCAUCGAUGCUUUGUGCGAACGGCCUUGAGGUGGAGCGGAGAAUAUGCAUGAUAUGGGAAGCUGCUUAUGGUUUGAUCCCUCUAACUUCCUCCUCCACGGAUCUUCCCAUAAUCGUGGCUGCGACUUCUCUGCAGCGGCCUAUACUAUCAUGGAACUUGUACAUUCCCCUUCUCAAAGUACUCGAGCAUCUACCUCGUGGAAGUCCCUCUCAGAGCUCUCUGAUGAAGAUAUUCGUUGCUACUGUCAAAGCAAUCCUGAGUAGAACAUUCCCGCCCGAGUCAUGUAAAGAGCAGAUUCAGAGAACAAGAAAUGCGUACAAGACUCUAGUCGUUUGUGAGCUUCGAACAAUAGUCCAUUCUCUGUUCUUGGGGUCGUGUGCUUCUGUGGAGCUCACUUCCCGCCUUCUCUUUGCUGUGCUGACUGUCUGCGUGAGUCAUGAAGAAGAGCUCGGUGGCAGCAGGAGACGUGGAGCUGAGGAAGGCGAAAAAUUGGCAAGUAAAAGGGGGCCUAUAGCAGCAUUUGAUUCAUAUGUUGUUGCUGCUGUCUGCGCUCUCUCGUGUGAGCUACAUACAUACACUCUCAUUUCGUACCAGUUAGACGCCGGUGCCAAAUGUAGGUCCAUUGAUCACACGCGACGAAUACUAGCAGUUUUGGAAGCACUCAUGUCUUCGGAGCUCUCUAGUAUUGGCACAUCAUGGAGCUAUACCUCAGAUGAUAUAGUGGUCACUGUGAUGGUUGCAGCUCACGUUUACGAUCUAUUUAGACGUUCCAAGGCCUGCAAGAAGGCUCUUUCGCUCAUGAUGAGGCGCAAGUGGGACAAGGAGAUUCGUUCCCGAGCAUCUUCCCUCUUCAAACUGAUUGAUGUCCAAUGUAAAACUGUUGCAUCCAUAGUCGACAGAGCAGGGUCCCUGGAGGACUGGCUAGUGCACGGGAUGGCUCCCCCUUUUCAGGGGAAGAAACGCAAGAUGCAUGCUGGCUGUUUUCACUUUGGAUCCAGCCAGCCAUCUUCGUUGUUAUACGAAAAUGUAGCUGGUUCUGAGGCUUUGAGCGUAUGCGAGAAGGCUGAAUCCAAUUUUUCGACAGUGGAGGGGAAGAUGGGCUUUAACUGCAGCAGGCAGGCUCUUAGAUCCGUCCUCGCGGAGAAACAACAAUUGUGCUUCUUGGUGGUUUCUUUGCUCUGGCACGCGUUGAUUGUAUCACCUGAAAUCCAUCCGAGAGCUGAGAGUUCGUCUAUGCAGCAAGGGUGGAGGAAGGUGGUGGAUGCUCUAUGCAACGUCGUCUCAGCAUCGCCAGCAAAAGCUGCAAUCGCUGUUGUUGUUCAGGCAAGCAGUAACUUAAGGCUUUGGACUGUUGAAGACGACGAUCAUGGAAAAAAGGCACGGAGAAUCAACGAGAGAGUAGUGAAAGUGAUUGCUGAACUGAUGAACAGCCAUGAGAAUAUACAGUCAUUGAUGAUCAUGGCUAGUUCGUCCGAGCUUCUCCUCCGAGCAACUGAUGGGAUCAUGAUCGAUGAAGGAGCAUCCACAUUGGCUCAACUUGAGGUGCUGGAAGCAGCGGCUAGAGCAGUUCACCCGAUGCUCAGAUGGGGGGAGCCCGGAUUGGCAGUGGCGGAGGGUGUUGUAGACGUAUUGAAGAGUUAUAAUGUGCAGUGCCGCCUUGAUGCAACUGCUCGUUGCAUUUCUCAUCCGAGGGCUCGUGUUCGAUCCCUCAGCAACUCUGUGCUCCACGCACUGGUGCACGUUGGCUCAAGGUGCAAACACUCAGCUACAGGCAUCGUUGGGUUGAAAGACGCCGUGGACAAGUGUUUGGAGUUGGAGGCUCGUAGGCGGGUCGAGGCAGGCUUGCCGGUGAACUUCGUCCAAGCCAUUGCAAAGGAAUUAAGCUGUUGCACCAUAUCCUCUUGAAAACACCCUAUUUUUAAAUGUGUAAAUAAGCCAUUAGGCAUCCUUUAUUCAUUCUUGAAGAAGGAAAACAGAGUUUACAGACAAUUAACAAAAGGAUUAAAA